Molecule: messenger RNA, 905 nt
Organism: Drosophila mauritiana
Lineage: Eukaryota; Metazoa; Arthropoda; Insecta; Diptera; Drosophilidae
Product: protein Diedel
Exons: 1
Coding region: 455-772 (105 amino acids)
Source: RefSeq, a predicted model, not a curated record
UUCUCACAGAAUUCAGGGAUAAACAGGAAAACUGCACUGCUGACACAUACACGCACACAGGCGCACUGCAGGCACACCUACGUUUAUCGAUAUCGAUAGGCGGGCGACCGAAGAAGCAACCGAACGGUUGAGCGGCGAAGAAACGACUGAAACGGUCGAACAACCGUUGUUUCGCCACUGCGUUCUGAUCAGAACGGGCCGAGGCGCUAGUGCAAACGGUUAUGGAUGUCUGGCAGCGCCAAACGGGCAAUUCAAAUGGAAUUUCCGUUACAAGUGAUCUGUGUUUUAAAUUUUUUGAUUAAUUAUUAGGGGUUUUAUUUAAACUAAAGCGCAGUUUGUAUAACUAUGUUUUCGAGCUAUGUAAGAAGUGCACUUUGCCUUGAGUAAAUUUCCUGAGAAAAAAAAACGCAGUUUGCCGAGGUGAAAAGCAUCAGUUCUCCCAGUAAAUCCAAUCAUGGCAUUCUCAGUAGUCUCCAGCCUGCUCCUCGUCGGGAUCUGCUCUCUGGCCUGCGUCCAGGUGGCCCGGGCGGAGUGCUGCACCUCCCGGGAGCUGUUGGAGUUCAAGAUGGACAGAGGCGACUGCCAGGCUGUGCGUGCAAUUGAAAACUAUCCCCACGGCUGCGAAGUGGCGAUCUGCGCCGAUGGAGUCGCCCAAUUCUUUGGCUGCAACUGCGACGGCGGCUGCCUGACCGGCGAUUGGUCCCAGGACUUUGUGAGGAGGAACAGCCACUACGGAAUCCAGAUCCUUAAAGCCACCAGGAUACGAUUGUAGCUUCUUGUUCGGCCAUUUAUCACAUGUGAUAAUAAAGUGAAGCUUUAAAUGCAUCCAGAAAUUAGUAAUUAAUUAAGUUUACUUUAUAUAUGCAUGAAUAUGAUAAGGUUUCCAAUUUCUAAUCAAAUUACAU